GUCAAAAAUGGCCCCCAACAAUAUUGCAGAAACUCAUGGAACACUGUAAGUGAAAAGUGUACCAAACAAUCUAACCACAGACAGACACAUGUGGCACUGGAAGUUGUUUGUUUAUGAUCCAAGAUGACAGAGCAGGAAAUAGAAGAAGAUGAUCUCUCGAUCACCUAUCCUCGCGAGCCUUUCCACAAGAGCGGUGUCAUCACACCCGUCCACCAGCUAAAGAAAAAGAAAUUCUCUGACAUUACUUUUAUUGUGGGAGCUCCAUCCGCAGCCAAAAAGUACACCGGACACAGGGUGGUGCUUGCUAUGACAAGUCCAGUCUUUGAGGCCAUGUUCCAAGGGGAUAUGGCUAACAAGAGCAGAGUCGUUCGUGUCACCGAUAUCCAUCCCAGCGGAUUCGAAAAUCUCUUAAGGUAUGCUUAUAGCGACGGCUUGCGACUGCAAAGUAUCGAAGAUGCCAUGAUGACUGCUUUUGCGGCCAAAAAAUAUGCCUUGCCACAUCUGUUAGAACAAUGUCUCUCUUAUUUGGAGGCCAAUGUGAAUGCCAAGAAUGUAUGCCAGAUUUACGAAUUUGCCCAAUCUGUGGAUGCACCAUUACUUAUAUUUCUUUGUUUGAACAUCAUGGACAGGCAAACUUUUCAUGUCCUUACAUCUCCCAGUUUUCCUAUGGUACUGCCUAGUACAGCGGAACUCAUUGCUAGCAGAAAUUACUUGAAUCUGUAUUCAGAGUUCACAGUAUAUACUUCUCUUGUGCAAUGGGGAGAGGAAGAAUGUAAACGGAGGAAGAUACCGGAUGAUGCAGAAAAUAUUAGACAAGUUCUGGAAAAUCACUUGCCGUAUAUACGUUUCUUGGCAAUGUCAGCUGAAGAAUUUGCCAAGGGACCUGCCAAAGGUGGUUUGCUUACCUUAGAUGAAUGUUUCAACAUCUUUAUGAAUUUGGCAAUACCUGACUGCGUUCCAGUGCCACCAGGGUUGUCUCCAGAAUACAAUAAAAGAUCCGCUCCUCCAGAAUAUUUCAUUUGUACUAGAUACAGAGGUCUUUCAUACUCACCACCUGGCAGGCCAUUGCGAGUUUUUGGGAUACGCUUCUCAACUGUCGAAAAGAACAUUUUUUUGGUAGGUGCUGCUUUCCCAGUUAGACUGGACAAUAACUAUUACGCCGUGAGACAACCAAAGUACACAGGCGUAGUUAGAAUAGCCCGAAGAAUGCUGGAUGGGAAAAUUGAACGUCAGGAAUCAGAAGUUACCUUUCAGUUAUCAAAAGGAAAGGACACAGCAUUCACUUUAAGAAAGCCGUACUAUGUACGACGAGGUGAGAAAUAUGAAGUUGAACUUCAGGCUCAUGCUUUAAUUUCUGAUGACGUUAUUGUACCAUUACUGAGGAACAAAAAAAGGGAAGACACUGUGGAAGGGGUUACAUUUCAGUACAUUCCAUUCACUAGGGUAAAACUGUCCAGCAUUUUAGACAUCACAGAAUUUUCGGAGUUGCAUUUUUACUGCUGAAGAGCAAGCAUGCAGUUGUGCCUUGCCUAUUUUAAAAAUAACAACUAAACGACUACAUUAUUUCAUCAAUGAAUAUAUGAUCUAAUAUUAGGUCUUUCAAAUGUGAUCCUUGAAAAAGGUUCAUGUACCCUCUGAAACAUGAAGUUCGCAAACAGUCCAUCAUAGCACAUUUGUUAUUUUUGGAUUUGUUAGCUGAAUAACUUCCUACAUGUGUUCACUAAGGAACUUUAUAUAUGUGUUCACGAUGAAAAGAAUCAAUAAUUUCAGAAAUGAGAAGGAAUGGGGAGAAAACAUUCUUGUGCUUUUCAAAGUAUGAAAGUAGUUAUGUAGUAAUCCACAUAAAUCAUAAUUCGAGAUCUUAUACAACUUUCAUUCCUGUCAGUCAUUUAAUUGCAAAUGUAUUUAAUAUAACAGCAGGCAAAGAAAUGUUAAAUGAUAGAAGGAUUGGAAAGAAAGAAUGAAACUGAAUAUAUUAAAAUUAUUUAUUAUUCGCCAUAGAAUUAAACUCUGCACCAUAGUAAUAUGUCUGCUUUCAUAAAAUGAAUGCAUUUGAAGAGCUCUUUGCACUGCCUUAAUAAUAACCUAUUUUGAAAAUAUAACUAUUUUUAAAAUUGUAGUUGGUUCUCAAGUUUCCAAUCAAAUUGUUGACUGCAUUCUCAUGUCUAACCGUUUCAUUGCUGAAAACUGUUGUCAUUGACAUUUGUUUGAACGUUAAAUGUGAAUAAUUCUAUGUCAUUUAUAAAUAUUGUAUUUAAAUCAUCAAAUUAAGUGAUGAUUAAAGUAUAUUAUGUUACUGUUGUUUA
Molecule: messenger RNA, 2306 nt
Organism: Stegodyphus dumicola
Lineage: Eukaryota; Metazoa; Arthropoda; Arachnida; Araneae; Eresidae
Product: BTB/POZ domain-containing protein 6-B-like
Biological process (GO): neurogenesis
Cellular component (GO): P-body; cytosol
Molecular function (GO): protein binding
Source: RefSeq, a predicted model, not a curated record